AUGAACUUCUUCUUAGACUAUGCAAUUUGUAAUCGUGGGACGAGCGCCUACGCUCCCAAGGACUACCAGCAUCUCGACCAGGGGACAACUUCCUUUCCAGCUUGCUCAGGUACCACUCCUUCCUGUGACAGCUAUAAUUCAGAUGGACGCUUCGGGGCGACAGGGGUGGGCGCUGCUGGGCCCAACGCCCACCACCAGCAAAGCCCAAGCUACCCUCCUCCUCCUCCUCCUCCUCCUCUUCCUCCCAGCCCUGCUGGCCUUGGCAUCUCCUUCGCAGGGUCAUCUCAGCCAGGAGGAGGAGGAUACUCAGCCCCCAACUGCAGCCCAAGCUUCGUCAAUCAGCAGUUCUACCUCAACCCCCAGGAGGCCGAUGGAGCCUAUUUCCAACCUUCGGUCUACUCUGCCAACGUGACUGCUGCUGCUGCUUCUUCGGCCAGCCUCGGAAAUGUAUCUGAUGGGUUCUGUGCCACCACCACGGGCCAGUUCCAGCCACAACUCUAUGGGCCUGAGCAAGGUGGCUACUUACAAGGGGCUUUUGGCAGCCUCUCCCCACCCUUACACCAGAACAAAGACCCGCGGGCUUGCUCGGCCCAGCAAUGUUCCAUGGCUGCCACCGCCGCCACCCAAACCUUUGACUGGAUGAAAGUGAAAAGGAAUCCUCCCAAAACAGCUAAAGUGUCCAACUACGGACUGGCCAUCCACCCCAGCAGCACCAUCCGGACCAACUUCACCACCAAGCAACUGACGGAGCUGGAGAAGGAAUUCCACUUCAGUAAGUACCUCACCCGGGCCAGGCGCGUGGAGAUCGCUGCCACGUUGGAGCUCAACGAGACCCAGGUGAAAAUCUGGUUCCAAAACAGGAGGAUGAAACAGAAGAAGAGGGAGAAGGAGGGACUGGCGGGACCAGCAGCCGCCAGCAGCUCUGCCAAGGAAACCAGUGAGGCAGCCUCGGACAGAUCCAGCAGAUCCUCCACCCCCGACGCUUCGCCCAGUUCAGUGUCCUCUUGA
Molecule: messenger RNA, 1008 nt
Organism: Hemicordylus capensis (graceful crag lizard)
Lineage: Eukaryota; Metazoa; Chordata; Lepidosauria; Squamata; Cordylidae
Gene: HOXB1
Product: homeobox B1
Exons: 2
Coding region: 1-1008 (335 amino acids)
Biological process (GO): regulation of transcription by RNA polymerase II
Cellular component (GO): nucleus
Molecular function (GO): DNA-binding transcription factor activity, RNA polymerase II-specific; RNA polymerase II cis-regulatory region sequence-specific DNA binding
Source: RefSeq, a predicted model, not a curated record